Molecule: messenger RNA, 4941 nt
Organism: Rana temporaria (common frog)
Lineage: Eukaryota; Metazoa; Chordata; Amphibia; Anura; Ranidae
Product: zinc finger protein 420-like
Exons: 2
Coding region: 618-3590 (990 amino acids)
Biological process (GO): regulation of transcription by RNA polymerase II
Molecular function (GO): DNA-binding transcription factor activity, RNA polymerase II-specific; RNA polymerase II cis-regulatory region sequence-specific DNA binding
Source: RefSeq, a predicted model, not a curated record
AGAGUGCUGUGACAAGAGACGACCAGAGAGUGCAAAGAGACAACCAGAGAGUUCAGAGAGAGAGACAAACAGAGAGUGCUGGGACAAAAGACAACCAUAGAGAGAGAGAAGUAAAAGGGCAACCAGAGAGUGCAAAUAGACAACCAGAGAGUGCAAAGAGACAACCAGAGAGUGCAGAGAGACAACCAGAGAGUGCAGAGAAACUUCCAGAGGGAGAAAGAGACAUCCCAAGAGUUCAGAGAGAGACAACCAGAGAGUACUGGGACAAGAGACCACCAGAGAGAAAGAGACAACCAGAAGGACAACCAGAGAGUGCAAAGAGACAACCAGAGAGUUCAGAGAGAGACACAACCUGAGAGUGCUGGGACAAGAUACAACCAUAGAGAGAGAGAGUGCAAAGAGACAACCAGAGAGUGCAGAGAAACUUCCAGAGGGAGAAAGAGACAACCCGAGAGCACCAGAGAGAAAGUGAGAUGUAGAAGGGCAGCCAGAGAGUGCAAAGAGACAAUCCAAGAGUUCAGAGAGAGACACAACCCGAGAGUGCUGGGACAAGAGACCACCAGAGAUCUCCAGAAGAGACAACCAAGGAGUGCAGCACGAGAGUGUCGGAUGGAGAGAUGACCACCGGAGAAUUCUCCAAUAUGGUCAUCAUCAAAGAAGAGCCGGUGCCCACCCAUUGGCCGAGCUGGCCCAGCGAUCCCGGCGUCACCGCGACGAAACGCGAGGAGGGAGCCUCGUGGGGCGCAGAAGGUCUUCAGCCGCUGGCCCUGCUGGAAAUGAAGAAGCUCUUCUGCUGCCCCGUGUGUGGUAAAGGAUUCGCCCAGAGACACAAUCUGGUGAAACAUCAGCGGAUCCACAGCGGCGAGCGGCCGUACGCCUGCGACCAAUGCGGGAAGAGCUUCAUCCAGAAGCAGCACCUCACCAAGCACCAGCGGCUGCACACCGGCGAGCGGCCCUACGUGUGCCAAAUCUGCGGCCGCGGCUUCAGCCUGAAACACAACCUGACCACACACAUGAGGAUUCACACCGGAGAGAAACCGUACCCGUGUGCCGAAUGCGGCAAGAACUUCAGCCGCCGCGUCAAUCUCCGCACUCACCAAAAGUCUCACCAAAAGAAGCGCUUCCCAGAGAAGAACAACAAGCCGUCGACCACCCAAGGGCCAAAUCUGAGCCGCAAGACCGCCGCCGCCCGCUCCGUAAAACUUCCAGAUUGCGACAACCUCAAAGAGGAGCCAGACGCGGGAUACGCCGCGAUCGACUGGCAAACCGGUCACCUUAUUCCCAAAGAGGAACCUUCGCUGGUGGGAUAUUUAGAAAACCACCAGCAGAUCGAGAACGUGGCUCUCAAAGAAGAACCGCACGCCGGAUUUACGGUCAACGAAUGGGAUCCCACCAUUGAUCCCGCCCAGGACGGGCCAAGCGAUGGAUACAUAGUGAAGGUCGUGCAGAUCGAUAACGAUCCACCAGAUGCCAGCCACGCGGUCAACCCCCGACCGUUCAUCUGCCCCGAUUGCGGGAAACGCUUCGCGAACAAGCAGACGUUCAUCAACCACUACAGGAUCCACACCGGGCAAAGGCCGCACGAGUGCCCCGAGUGUGGGCGGAGCUUCGUCCAGAAGCAGCACCUCACGAAACACCUGCGCGUGCACAGCGGGGAACGCCCCUUUGUGUGCGGCCAGUGCGACCGAAGCUUCAGCAUGAAACACAAUCUCUUCACGCACCUGAAGAUCCACAGCGGGGAAAAGCCCUUCAGCUGCUCCGAGUGUAAUAAGAAGUUCAGCCGGCGGAGCACCUACCUGGCACACCAGAAAAUUCAUUACAAGGCGCCAGCGGAGCCGGGGCCCCUGGAGGGCCCGCAAAAUACCUCCAGUCCUCCGGAGAAGGUCUCAUCAACUCCUAAGAAACUCCACACCAUAAAACCGGCCAUUCCCUGGACAACCCUGGGGGGGCUGAAGAUGUACAAGUGCCACGUCUGCGCCAAGGUCUUCAAGCAGAAACACCCUCUAAUGACCCACCUCCGAAUCCACUCCGGGGAGAGGCCCUUCUCCUGCCGGGAGUGCGGCAAGAACUUCAUCCAGAAGCAGCACCUGACCAAGCACCUGCGGCUGCACAGCGGGGAACGCCCCUUUAGCUGCCAGCACUGCGGCAAACAGUUCAACAUUAAACAUAACCUGGUGACCCAUCAGAGGACCCACACCGGGGAACGGCCAUUUUCCUGCCCAGACUGCGGCAAGACCUUCAACCGGCAAGGAAUCCUCAACAUGCACCGGAGGACGCAUGACGAGGACUUCUCUGGAGACCCAACGUGUGGAAGCACAAAGACUGAGAGUCGAGACGUUGAAGCAAAGCCUCAGAAAGGUCUACAAACCACUUCACGUGACCUUGAGGUCCCCGGCCAACCAAGCCUGAGCCAACACAAAGACUCCCACACCAAGGCCACUUCACAUGACCUUGAGGUCACCUGCCAACCAAGCCUGAGCCGACACAAAGACUCCCACACCAAGGCCACUUCACAUGACCUUGAGGUCACCUGCCAACCAAGCCUGAGCCGACACAAGGACUCCCACACCAAGGCCACUUCACAUGACCUUGAGGUCCCCGGCCAACCAAGCCUGAGCCAACCCAAAGACUCCCACACCUGUCCGCGCUGUGGGCAGAUAUUUGGCCAGAGAGAGGACCUUAUCCAGCAUGAACAUCUUCACAAAGGGGAGCGGCUGUACGUCUGCCACCAGUGCGGGAAAAGGUUCCUCCAGAAGAAGAACUUGACCAAACACCAGAGGCUCCACAUGGGCUACAAGCCCUUCACCUGUAACAUCUGCAAUAGAAGCUUCAGUCUGAAACACAACCUGGUCACCCACCAGAGGACCCACACCGGGGAAAAGCCCUUCCUGUGUACACAGUGUGGUCGAGGCUUCAGCCGGAGAGAGACGCUGAAUAACCAUCGAAAGAGCCACCAAGUCCAACAGAACAAAGGUGGCGCCGCUAGGCCCAAACCCAUCCCUGGCAAGAAGAAACAUUUAAACAAUGGCCAUACCUCACCAGAUGGACAACAGGACAUAACCAGCCACCAGGCUCCUCAAAAUGAUGACACCGCCCCUGAGGAGCAACAACCCGUACUUGACCUCCAGAUCCAACCAACCAAUGGAGAAGCUGAGCUGGAGGUGCAGCAGCCUGUGGCCUCCCAGGAUCAUAUCAGGAUCUUCAUAUGUCCCAUGUGUGGGAAGUCCUUCAACCAGAAGCACACGCUGAUCAACCACCUCCGGAUCCACUCCGGGGAAAGGCCUUACUCCUGCCACUUAUGCAGGAAGAGCUUUAUCCAGAAACAACACCUGACCAAGCACAUCCGCCUUCACACCGGCGAGAGGCCGUAUGCCUGCCAUGAGUGUGGGCGGAGCUUCAGUCUGAAACACAACCUGACCACUCACCAGAGGAUCCACACCGGGGAGCGGCCUUACCCCUGCAACCACUGCGGGAAAAGGUUCAACCGCCGCAGCAUUCUCCUGAGCCAUGAGAGGACUCAUCUGCUGGUCCCACCACCGUCGGCUGGAACCGGUGAGCUCCAGCUCACAGCGGAGUAUCCAGUGCCGUGAUCCAUGAAGGAGGAGGUUGUCAACACUUUGCCAUGGUGACGUCUCUGACACCCAACCAACCGAUCCCCAGGGAUUAAAUAUACGAAGAAGGACUUCUGCUGUGAGACCCUGGAGAACAGAAACUCCGGAAGAACCAGAUUCCAGGUCUCCUCCGCUGCCGAAAUCUGACUUUCCACCUCCAGGAUUUAUACCUGACCAGGCCAUAUCGGCCUGAGAUCUCUGACCCCGGCCUGGAAGAUUUCCACAGACGGGGCGCCACUUCUAUGAUCUGGAGGUAUCUGUCCAUCUGUGGCCUCCCGUGCACAGACGUUAAAGAAGAACCCCAGGCAGACACCUUAAUUCACAAGUGAUCAGCCGAUAGUGUGACCGGCACAGAAAGCUCCUCCCACUCCACUGCAGCAUUGUCCAGGACACACCCCCUCCUGGUGACUGAACGAUAAAGAAGGAGCGGCACAGUGAUGAGGUGAUCCCUCUGCUGCCACCUCCUGUCACCACAUCUGCACUGCAAGUAGAGAGUUUAAUUAGUCCCCAUUACUCCCCCAUCCUCUCCCAAAGUGCUGCCCUUCCUGCCCUGUCCUGGAGAGCGUCCCUUCCCUCUCCCGGAGCGUGUCCCUUCCCUCUCCCGGAGAGUGUCCCUUCCCUCUCCCGGAGCGUGUCCCUUCCCUCUCCUGGAGCGUGUCCCUUCCCUCUCCCGGAGCGUGUCCCUUCCCUCUCCCGGAGCGUGUCCCUUCCCUCUCCCGGAGCGUGUCACUUCCCUCUCCCGGAGCGUGUCCCUUCCCUCUCCGGGAGCUUGUCCCUUCCCUCUCCCGGAGCGCGUCCCUUCCCUCUCCCGGAGCGCGUCCCUUCCCUCUCCCGGAGCGCGUCCCUUCCCUCUCCCGGAGCGCGUCCCUUCCCUCUCCCGGAGCGCGUCCCUUCCCUCUCCCGGAGCGCGUCCCUUCCCUCUCCUUCCCUCUCCCGGAGCGUGUCCCUUCCCUCUCCCGGAGCGUGUCCCUUCCCUCUCUCGGAGCGUGUCCCUUCCCUCUCUCGGAGCGUGUCCCUUCCCUCUCUCGGAGCGUGUCCCUUCCCUCUCCUUCCCUCUCCCGGAGCGUGUCCCUUUCCUCUCCCGGAGAGUGUCCCUUUCCUCUCCUGGAGCGUGUCCCUUCCCUCUCCCGGAGCGUGUCCCUUCCCUCUCCCGGAGCGUGUCCCUUCCCUCUCCCGGAGCGCGUCCCUUCCCUCUCCCGGAGCGCGUCCCUUCCCUCUCCCGGAGCGCGUCCCUUCCCUCUCCCGGAGCGCGUCCCUUCCCUCUCCCGGAGCGCGUCCCUUCCCUCUCCCGGAGCGUGUCCCUUCCCUCUCCCGGAGCGUGUCCCUUCCC